Messenger RNA from Papaver somniferum (opium poppy), 5123 nucleotides. Its product is annotated as nuclear pore complex protein NUP160-like. The coding region runs from base 101 to 4627 and encodes 1508 amino acids. The record is from RefSeq and is a predicted model, not a curated record. Gene Ontology annotation, cellular component: nuclear pore. Gene Ontology annotation, molecular function: structural constituent of nuclear pore. Lineage: Eukaryota; Viridiplantae; Streptophyta; Magnoliopsida; Ranunculales; Papaveraceae. The transcript has 27 exons.
UCUCUAGAAAAAAGAGAACACAGCCUCUCUCCCGCCCUAAGAAACGAAACCAAGGGAAGGGGAAAAGUAAGGGAAAUAUUUUUGUUGUUGGUGCGAGGAUAUGAAGAGUGGAUCAAUGGCGGGGCUGGAAGUUCCUGUAAUCGGCAGUGAUGCAAUCAAGUGGUUUGAGAUUCAAAUUCCUUCUUCUUCACUUGCUAUUACUGGUAAUACUGCUACUUCUCAGCAGCAGCACUCCUUCGCUCCCAUGACGGAAGAUGUUUCCUCAUAUCACAUCAUUGGAAAACCCCCUGCAUAUCUCAUCUGGAGAAUCCACAAGAAUCAACCCAAUGCUCUUGAAUUGAUUGAAUUUUCAGCUUCAGAAGAGUUUCCAAAGACUGGUCUUCGCCUCAUCUUUCAAGACGCACUAUCCCCAUUUGCUUUCAUAUGCAAAAACGAGACUCGCAGUAACCCAUAUCUUCUUUACACACUUACAAUCUCUGGAAUUGCUUAUGUUAUUCAACUGAGAAACUUAUGUGAUUAUGCAUCAUGUACCAUAUACCCACAAAAUGAGUUUACAGAAUUCGAUUUGAAAGCUAAUUCACAACCUGAAACAACCAUAACUAGUAUAGCAGCAGUCAAAGGUUGUUUAGUUGUAGGGAGAAGUGAUGGCUCAGUUGGAUGUUUCCAUCUUGGCAUACUUGAUCCAUCUUCACCAGGAUUUGUGAACGAGCUGAGAGAUGAUGCUGGGAUUGGUCGCCUGUGGGGUUUCAUGUCAAGGGGUAGAGCUGUUGGACCAGUACAAGAUAUGGUGAUAUCGGAUGUGCAGGGAAGAAGUUUAAUUUUUGCACUUCAUGCUGAUAAAACCUUACGAGCGUGGGAUCUUCUAGGUCAUACAAGAGUUCUUCAUCAUACACUUAGCAUUCCUGAAUCAGCAGGAGCUACACUUUUGAGAUUUUGGGUUGGUGAUGCUAAUCCUGUUACGCGUCUGAUUUCCGUCGCACUCUUAUAUAGAAAUGACAUGGAAGUGGACAAGGACAUCAUUGGCAUGUUUAUCCUACGUUUUAAUCCAGGAGACAAAAUCAAUUUGUCAAUGGAACCAUCAAUGCAGAAUAUAUAUUUGGGAGAGGGAGCUCUAGUCGACUUGAAAUUCGCUUCUGACAAGCUUUGGAUACUGAAAGAUGAGGGGCUAGAAUCGUAUGAUAUCCUUAACAAUGAUGUUAAUCUAGAGAAAGUGCACAGCUAUGGUAUGCAGGAAGCAUGUGUUGCCGACCAGCUACUUCAAGUUUCAGAACAUUCAUCGGAUGAUCUGAUUUGGGCAAGCAAUUCAUUAUUUUCUUCUGUUAAGGAUCUGGUUGUUCCCUUUGUAUCUUCUAUUUUUUCACGUAGGCUGCUGCAUCCCGGGGUUCAUCAAAAUGUUACUUUUCGUGCAACUAUUCAAGACUACAAUAAGUACUGGACUGAUUCUGAGUUUCAGUCCUUAUCACUUGAUGAUCUAAAGCAGGAAAUGUUUUCUCUUAUUGAGAGUGAGGGAAGUGCCGAAAACCCAAUUUCAAUAGUUUAUUGCUGGAAAAGUUUUUGUGCUCGCUAUUUUCAUUAUUGGUGUAUAAAUAAUAGACCAUAUGGCUUGCUGGUUGAUAAGGCGACUGGUGCUGUUGGUUUAAUCAGGAAAAGUUCUAUAUCCUUGUUUCGUAGUUUGGAGAAUGUUGAGCUGCUUAUCUAUGGUGCUUUCGAUGAAUUUGGUCAUUUAGUUAUCUCUGGCUUGGAUUUGCCAAAUGAUGAUAGUGACCGUGAAAUUCUUUUUGAUGUUUUAAGAUGCAUUAGUAGUAUUAACCAGCAAUUGGGAAGAGCUGCCCCGGCUAUUUUUUAUGAAUCUCUUGUUGGUUUACCAAUUAUCUCGUCUGAAGAAGUUGUCCCUCGUUUGCUGAAGAUUUUGGAAACUGGAUACAGUUCUUCUGUAGCAGCAAUCCAAGUAUCACAAGUUGGAGCUGAUAGCGCCUGGUUGAAGGAAUUAGGGGACCACAAAAAUCAGAGAAAAUUUUCAAUUGACAUGCUGCGGUCUCUUCAUUCUUUAUGCAAUAAAGCUGGCACAUGGACCAGAGUUUUGAAUGUCAUAGAACAUUAUCUAAAAUUUCUUGUCCCCUGCAAAAGCAUGCAAAAAUUGGAUUCAGAAGUGGACUUAAAUAUUAGUACAUCCAUUUUGGUUCAGUCUACAUCUCAAGUUGCAAAAGUAAUGUUUGAAUCUGCCUUGGACAUACUUCUGCUGUUAGGCUAUUUGGUAAACAUUAGUGGACAGGUGCAAAUGGUAGGAGACGAUAUCUCAAGGAUAGAACAAGAACUGGUCCCGAUGGUUCAAGAGAUUCUUAUGGAGUGGCUUAUCCUGCAUUUCCUAGGAACUAUGCCUUCCAGAUCACCGACCCCGGAAGAUUUCAGUUCUCAACUCUCAGCGCUGCACAUUGAUAGCAACGCUGAUAAGAAACGUUGGAAUCAGAAGCUUGGCACUCAUGAUUUCACGUUGGCCAGUUUGCUUUUUUUAAAUUUCCAAAGUUCCGCUGAAGACAAUGUCUACCUCUGUUCUAGAUAUCUUCCUAGUCCAAACAAAUAUAUUAAAUCGGUAAGAAAUUUCAUCAGUUGGAUUAUUUGGGGUGGGAUGGGCGGAGAAUCUUCUGGCUUUUUUAGUCAUUCAACGGAACUCGCAAAAAUCCUACUUAGGCAUGGGCAGUUUGAAGCUGUUGAGAGCCUAAUCGCAAUGAUCGAUGCACACUCACGUAAAGAAAAGACGUCCCAGGGUGUCCAGACUACUGAUGGCGACUGGUGUAUACGCCUUCAUCUUCUAGGAUUGUGUCUUCUUGCAAGGGCACAAUCUGGAUUGCAAGGUAUCUCAAAAGAAGUAAAAGUUCGUGAAGCUGUUCGCUGUUUCUUUAGGGCUUCUUCUGGAAGUGGAGCAUCAGAAGCCUUGCAGAGUUUGUCUUUCCCAGGCCUCCCCAACCCUGGUCAUUCUGAUUGUGAGUCGGCAGCAGCAUGGAAGCUUCAUUAUUACCAGUGGGCGAUGGGGAUUUUUGAGCAAUAUAACUUGAGUGAAGGUGCUUGCCAAUUUUGUCUUGCAGCACUAGAGCAAGUUGAUGAAGUUGUUGACUUAGAAGAUUGCACACAUAGAGGAGGUCUUCUCGAUGAAUCUGCAACUAUGAUUAAAGGAAGGCUAUGGGCAAAUGUCUUCAAGUUUACAUUAGAUAUGAGCUUCUAUAAUGAUGCUUACUGUGCUAUUGUCUCUAAUCCGGACGAGGAUAGCAAAAACAUCUGCCUGAGGCGUUUCAUCAUUGUUCUAUGCGAGCGUGGAGCUACUAAGGCACUUUGUGAUGGUCAACUACCUUUUGUGGGGCUAGCGGAGAAGGUCGAGAAAGAGCUUGCAUGGAAGGCGGAGCGGUCAGAUAUUGCAGCAAAACCAAAUGCAUAUAAGUUGCUUUAUGCUUUUGAAAUCCGGAGACAUAACUGGCGAAAAGCAGCUAGUUACAUGUACCGAUAUUCAACACGCUUGAGGAGUGAAUUAGCCUUGAAAGAGAACCAGCAGCUUUCCAUGGCACUACAAGAGACACUCAAUGGGCUCUCUGCUGCUAUUAAUGCUCUGAACCUUGUGCAUCCCGCGUACGCAUGGAUAGACCCUCAAUUUGAUGGAUGCUCUUGCACAGAUGAAAAUUAUCCAAAUAAAAAGGCUCGAACCAGUAAUGAGGAGAGCUCUCUGGCUGACAAGAAUAUUAAAUCUUCUUGUCCCCAGCAUUGCAUCGAUAUUGAGAAGCUUGAAAAGGAACUUGUCUUCACCUCAGCGCAAUAUUUGCUUACACUAGCAAAUAUGAAGUUGAAAUUUACAGGAAAACAAACAAUUUCGUCAGAAUUGGUGGAUAUUUUGGUUCAAGCAAACUUUUAUGAUAUGGCAUUUACGGUUCUUCUGAAGUUCUGGAAAGGUUCUGAAUUGAAGAGGGUAUUAGAGCGAGUAUUUGCUGCUAUAUCGAUAAAAUGUUGUCCCAGUGGAUUAGGAUCCACAUUUAUUGGGAAUGAUUUGAAAGCACACAGUCUUAUACUGACAUCAUCAGAAGAUGAAUCAUAUGUCCAUGGUGCAAUUGAUGCAACUCCCCUUAUUCAUCAAUCGAAGGGGAGUGGCCAGUGGGAAAAGCUCGAGCUUUACCUUACGAAGUAUAAAGAUUUGCACCCGAGGUUACCAGUAAUUGUUGCUGAAACACUAAUGCGUAUAGACCCUCAGAUUGAGUUGCCUCUUUGGCUGGUUCAUAUGUUCAAGGGAGGUAGACAUGCAACCAGUUGGGGAAUGACUGGUCAAGAAUCAGAUGCUGCAUCUUUAUUCCGGUUAUAUGUUGAUUAUGGUCGAUUUACAGAAGCUACAAAUUUAUUGCUUGAAUACAUGCAAGCCUUUGCAUCUCUGAGACCAGUGGACAUACUCAAGCGAAAAAAGAUGUCUUCAGUUUGGUUCCCAUACACAAUGAUCGAGAGACUUUGGUGCCAAAUUGAGGAGUGGAAAAGCUCUGGUCAUAAUAGUGAUCAAUGUGAUAAGCUCCAAAAGCUAUUGCACGGAGCUUUAUUGAAUCAUCUAAAACUAAUAAAGGUGGAUUCACACGAUGCAGUAUCUUCCGCACACUGUUAAGAAGCUAUCAGCAGCCAAAGAUGGUGUCCAAUGCUGCAGAAAUAUUUCAAACUGUGUGAUCUGCAUUAUGAGCAAGAAAUUAAAGUAAACGGUCCUUCACGCUGUUCAAGCAAGUUUUAAGUGAUCUCAGUUCAGAAUAUCAAGUGUUCAGGUUACAAGCAAGUUGGAGUUUGAAAUGUCUCUUUUUUUCUUCCCAAGUCUCAGUUGUACAGAACACAGAACUACAGAUAAACACCAUUAAUCAUCAGUUGUGGUUAGUUCAAGUAAAAAGUUUUUUAAGGCGACUUCUAGAAAAGCCUAUUAUCUGCGUCCGAUGUUGUAUUAGCUCAAGCAAGUAUUACAAAUAUGUAAUGUUGAAGACAAAUGAUUGUUAAGCCAUUAGAAGAAAUUUAGGAACAAAUGUGCAUCAUUUCAACAGUAGUGGAAUUUUGUACGUACCAAUUUCUUGGUCUCCGCGUGAUUUUAAGGAAUGCAAUCGUUCUGCUUUUGCUGUGAA